Messenger RNA from Pelobates cultripes (western spadefoot toad), 3712 nucleotides. The record is from the annotation of a GenBank genome assembly. Lineage: Eukaryota; Metazoa; Chordata; Amphibia; Anura; Pelobatidae.
AUAACCCUUUGUAAGUAAUGGGUUGUUCUCUCUAACCUUAACCUCUAAUAUCAUUUUUAUAGGUUGCACUGUUACAGCUGAGAUUCAGGGAGUGAUUGAUGCCUGCGUUAAACUGAGUGGGAUGCCUGAUCUGACGCUAUCUUUUAUGGUGAGACAAUUUGAAGGUGUGGAACUGCAUGGGGAUAAUAGUAUUUAAUCAGGAAAGACACAUUCAGAUUACUCUGGUUUUCAAGUACGUCUUGGGGAUCUUACCUUAGCCCAACAUCCAGGGGUUGUCACGAUUACUCAAUUUAAUGGUACUCCUUUUAUCUACCUCGGAAAGAUGAAGGGCAAAGGCAACCCUGCCGGGAAUUGAACCUGUGACCCAAAGGUUGAACAGAUUCUACUGAUGAUGCAUUAGCUCUUUUCAUUGACAUACAAUGAUUGGGAAUCAUGCACAUUUAAUGACUUUGCAAACCCUGAGCAUACUGCGCAGUUAGUGAUAUUACCAUUAAGGCAGCAAGAAUAGUGCAAUGGGAAUUGGGUGCCAUCAGUGGUACAGCCUUCAAGACAGGUGGGAAUGCUGCGUGUUAUAGUAAUAAUGUUGUGCCUAGACUGAGGGGGAAAAAACCUUUUUGGUUUUCAUAGGAUAUCCAUAGUAAUAAACUCGUCACGUCACCUCCUUUGCGUUUUUUUGUUUCUCAGAAUCCUCGAUUAUUGGACGAUGUAAGCUUCCAUCCUUGUGUGCGUUUCAAGCGAUGGGAGUCAGAGAGAAUCCUCUCCUUCAUUCCCCCUGAUGGCAAUUUCCGACUGUUGUCCUACCAUGUCAGUGCCCAGAAGUAAGACCUUUUUCAUUUAUUAAGGAUGAUAAAUAUUAAAUGAGAAUUUGCAUAACUUAAAAUCCCAAAUUCUCAUGGUUUAGUAGAUACACCCACAUUGAAAUUGCAUGCAUUUAAUUUAUUUUUAUUUUUUUUGCAAUAGCUACAGAUCACUUGUCUGCAGCUUUUGCAAGCCCAUCAUCCUUUCUUCCCCAGCCUAGACUUAAUGUGGCUGGGCAAUUACGGACUUUCCAAUGCAGCUCAAUGACAAGUCUUUGCUAAACAACCAGACCGUAACAGCACCAGUUGUCUGAUUAACUUUCUUACAGCCCACCCUCCAGCUGUCAGAUUAUAGAAUUCAAUUUCUUUUGAAUUCUGCACUUUUUGUAAAAUGAAAAAAGGGACACUCUGUACACAUAGAGCACUUCAGCAAUCUAAAGAGAUAUAGGGGUCUUGAGUGUCCCUUUAAUACAAAAGUUAUACUGAUUAUGUGGGACUUUCUCUCUUACAGAGCCUUCUAUUCAUGCCAUGAUAGAUUUAACCCACCGUGACAUUGAGUUCAGAAUCUCCCAUCUUAAUAUCGCUCAAUGUUUUUAUUUUUCUUCUGUUGAGCAGAGAAAUGUGGAUGAUCAUAUUGCUUGUGAUGCACCAUGUCUACCUGGUUAGUUAUGCAGGAUGUACUCAUUACUAGACUUGGGCACAAAUCCCUUCCUGUCACAUUGAACAAAUCAAAUUCUUGGUAAAAUAUGGAUGAAUGAAUAGAUUUGUUCAACAUAGCUGGACCUGGAAAGGAUUUGUCUACUCAUUACCUCCGUAGCAGGAACUUACUGAUUGUGCCUUGCAGCUUGGUGGCAAUCCCUGUGUACGUGAAACAUGGAAUCAGUUUUCGAGAAGGUACAAGUUCUGGACGCUUUGAGGUGACGCUUGGACCCAAACAAAGCAUGGGAAAAACAGUGGAAGGUGUGACCGUCACUGGGCAGAUGCCAAAGGGUGUCCUCAAUAUGACACUGACCCCCUCACAGGGAACAUAUGUUUUCGAUCCAGUGACCAAGGUCAGGAACACAUGUUGUGUUGUGUGUCUACAGAAAAUUGGAAUGUACUUUGUAGUUUCUUGCGUUGGCAAAAUGGGCUGCACUUUGCUACAACAUUGCAUAUUGUAUUAGUGUAUGACUGUGCAUGUUAAUAUAAAACUCUAUUUCAAUACACAUUUAAAAUCAGACUGAAAAGGGAUGUGGCAGUGUGCCCAGAUAAAAGUAUGUCCAUAUUUGGUUUUGUAUUUAGAUGUGUGUUUUCAUGUACAACUAUAGUUUGGCAUAAUUGUGUUCAUCGCUAUGCUUUUGUAAAUAUCUCAUGCUUCCUUUCUACUGCAAACGCCUCUUGACUCAAUAUCUUACUUGCAGCUGUUGUCAUGGGAUGUGGGUAAGAUAAAUCCUCAGAAGUUGCCAAGUUUGAAGGGAACUAUGAUCCUCCAGGCUGGGUCUUCAAAGCCAGAUGAAAACCCUACACUCAAUUUGCACUUCAAGAUCCAACAGUUGGCCAUCUCUGGUAUGUCAAGGAGAGUGGUUGGGUAUUGUGCUUGCAAUAUCACUGCAAUUCAUUUAUCCACUAUCAACUACAUUUGUUUAAUCAGAGUAACAAGGAAUACUAUAUGCUCUAGUAAUGUUAAAUCUUCUAAAAACCUUUGGCUUACAUAAAAAAAUGGUAUUUCAAAACUGGUAGCUAUUUCAAAUUUUUUUUUUCUUGUCCAUAAACAGCAAAACAUACACUAGUCUAAAAUAACCAGGCAGAAUGAAGUACAGUCAUCUUAAAAUAUUACAUUUCCAUAAUUUGAUAUUGUAAGAAAUACAGGGUCCCAGAACAGCUGGAGGGACCGUGUGCCAGUAGUAAAUAGGCCACAAAUCAUCCUGAUUGGCUAAAGGGUGUGAUCUUCUGGAUUCCAUGCCAUGUAAAUCUGAAAAGGUGCCAAACAUGAAAACAAAUACUCAGGGGAAAAAAACCCAAAUGGACAAACAAAACAUACUGGAUGAAGUAAAAGGAUGAACAGAUGCCAACUAUAAUUAUUCGGUAGCAAAAACAAGACCACUCCCAGCCAACAUAAAGAUAACAAAAUGCCUUUUUUGUCUUGAAAAGCUCCAAGCUAAGUACACUCUAAUUGUUACUCAGGUGACUACAAAACAAGGCAUAUUGAUAAAAUGGAUUGCAGAAUGGGAAACCGCAGUGAAAUUAAAGCAAUCUGAUGCAGAGGUCAUGAGUGAUAUACCAUGCGUUUUUGUGCCUUAAUAUAGCUCCCACGGAAGGUACACCCACCUGGCCAUAGUGAUUUAGUACCUGUUUAUAGGUUAUAAUUAAUAUAUCUCUAUAUGUUGAAUAAUGUUAAAGCAGUAUUUUGUCUUUUCCUUUUCUUCAGGCCUGAAGGUAAACCGACUGGACAUGUAUGGAGAAAAAUACAAACCCUUCAAAGGCAUCAAAUACAUGACCAAGGCUGGAAAAUUCCAAGUCAGGACAUAGGGCUAGAGUUCAGUCUGCCUUUUCCUACCUUGUGUUCUGUUAUUGUUAAUGCUCCUAUCUCAGUAUCUGUGUGCGUGUUGCUAUGUAUAAGAAUGCUAGUAUGCCAUAUGUGUGGAUGGUUUGAGUUGCACCGUGUGGCUCUACAGUAGAUCUUGGCAACUGCUAAACUUCUGUUGAGCAGUGAGGAUGUGUGGUGAUGGCUUGCACUGGCAUUCUAGUCUAGAGUAGAUGAAAACUAGAUUAGUGUGCCUGUAGAGAAUGUGGUGUAGUCCUAUGUGUGCAGUAUGUUUAAAAAUAAAAGUUGUGGAUAUGAAGAGUGCAUUAUUGUAACAUGUUCAUAAUACACUAUACAACUGUGACCAUUUUGACAUAAAUAAUUACUGAACAUGUUCUGCUGUGGUUGUGUG